This is a messenger RNA of Cyanistes caeruleus (blue tit), 2625 nucleotides long. Lineage: Eukaryota; Metazoa; Chordata; Aves; Passeriformes; Paridae. The record is from RefSeq and is a predicted model, not a curated record.
GAUUGUCAGAAGGGCUGAAAAUGAGAUGGACUUACCAUGAAAGACACAAAGCUCUGGGUGAUGAGGGCUGCAGAUGAACACAGUGUUUACCUCAGAGGAUGGAUGUGAGUGAGAACAGCGUUUGUGACACAGGGGGGGAGCAUUCAAAUUAUCCCAGAAAGGCGACAAAGCAGGUGGGCCACAGCUGUAACCUGCAGAAAGAGGUGGACAUGAAUUACUCCUACAGUCCUCCUGGAAACUCUGCUGGACCUGCAGCAAAGCAGGAGCUUCCCACAGAACUGCGGUGUGGAGACAAAGAAACCUGUGGCACCUACUGCCAGGAACGAGUGCAGAGUGAAGAUGAGGAUUUAGAUCGCUGUUCCUCUGAGCACCCCAGGAAACCACGGACGACAACAAAACUCGGUGAGGACAGCGGAAGCGCCGCUCUUGGGGAUGUGUUUGGUGAGCAGCUGGAGCCUGUCCCCAAGGAAGCUCUGCCACAUCAAUGCAAGAAAUGUGGCUCCUCUUUUUGCGGCGUGCGAGAGCUUCAGGAGCACAGGCGAGCUCACCUGCUGGCAAACUCCUACCGCUGCCCCAUCUGCGCCAAAGCCUUCACCCGCGCGGCCAACCUGCGCAUGCACAAGCUCAUCCAUUCCAGCCAGAGGCCGCACAAGUGCCCGGAGUGUGACAAGGGCUUCAUCCGCACCGCCGACGUCUGGAGGCACCUGCGCAACGUGCACAAGAUCGAGCGCUCCAUGGUGAUCCUGGCCAACGGCAUGGCCAGGAACCCCUGGUCCGUGGUGCACCGCGGCCAGCACGAUGCCGAGUGCCCAGAUCAGGCUUGCUCUGGAAACCCAAAGUCUCGGGAAGAUGACUUCAAACCUUACGCCUGCCCGACGUGCGGGAAAGGCUUCGAUAAACCCAACCUGCUGUCCAAGCACAAGGUGAUCCACCGGGAGGACAAGCCCUACAAGUGUCAGGAGUGUGGCAUGGCGUUUGUGCAGCUGCUCAGGCUCAAGAGACACCAGCAGACUCACUCCGGGGCACGGCCCUUCUAUUGCGAGGAGUGUGGAGGGACCUUCACGCGGCUGGCAUCGCUCCAGCGCCAUCAGCGCAUCCACACCGGAGAGAAGCCCUACUCCUGUAAUUUGUGUGGCCAUUCCUUCACCGAGUCAGGGACCCUACGGAGGCAUGAGCGCACACACAAGUUGGACAAACCUUAAUUUGAGGUCUCUGUGGCUGCUUUGUACCUGAACGAGGUCUGCUCAGCUGGGCUGGAAAAGCACCCCAUGGUGUGUGCUCUGCCCAGUCCAGACCCGCUGCCCAGCAGGGAAUGCUGCAUCACAGGGAGCUCUGGAACUUGUACUGGGAAGGAUUGCACUGCCUGGCUUUAAAGUGCUUUGUAUGAGAAAAUAACCUAAUUACCCCUGAGUAAUGAAAUGGGAGACUUGAGGAGACUGAAAUCACUCCCAUGUGCUUGAGCUGUCUCUGCCGGACUGGCGAUGCAUCCGCUCGAGCUUUGUGCAGGAUGUGCAAGCAGAGGCUGUGAGAAUUCACUGGAUAAACUGGCCCUGCCCUCUUGAGAGUGAUGGCUCUUUGACACUGGGUUUAGAGAUCUGUUAACUCACUAAGUUAGAACAGCCCAGAGUUGUCCCUCUAUCCUUUCUUUCCUUGUAUUUUGCUGAGUUUUUCUUUCUGUUACAUUUCGUUUUAUUUGGAAGGGGAAGUACCGUGUUGGUUAUUAAAAAAACAAACUCCACUUACAUACCAGUUCCUUAAUAAACACAACAGUUACCAGCUGUAUUUCAGAAUGUUUCUAUCUAAGGGAGUACCAAUACUUCAUGCACUUACGAGUGAUGGGUUGAAUGUCUGUUAAUAAUGGGGAAAGCUUUAUUUUGACUAUGGUAGUGCAUGCUCUUGGGGUGACAUUUGUGUCUCUGAUGGAACCAUGCACAGGAUACCAGCUGAGUGGAAGAAAAUAUUUGAAGACACAAAAUUCAGAGAGCAAAAGACCAAAUUUAAGCCACCUUUGCUACUCAUUGCACAGGAACCUCCUUAAUUUAAAUGUUUUUGCACAUAGGGAAGCUUCCCAUAACAAAAGCAUGUUCUGUAGUGUGUCAAAGUCUCUUUGACUCUUCACUUUGAUUUAGAUUCAAAUGCCAAACUACCACAGUUAGUGAAGAAAAAUUUCCUUAGGAUUUAGCCUGACAGACUUGGGCGGGUGUUGACAAAUCCUCCAAGGCUGUAACUUUCAAGAGGUGUGUAAUGCCUCAGUGUCAGCAGUGAAACUUUGAAACUUAAUAAUGACUUUAAAUCUGCUGUUAACCACUGUAGUAGAAGCAUUCAGUUUGUCCUGAAGUUGCAGCCUGAAUUUCUUUUCCAUUAAGGUUUUGCUUAUUUGCUUCCUUUUUCCUUACUGGCUGCUGUAAUUUCAUUAAUUUCUUUCUAGGGCUUUCUGCCUUUUCAGUGGAAAGUUGUGCAGCAGAGUGAAGGUAAAACUCCAGGGUAAUGUACCUUUGCAUUUAUUACAAAUGUAUUUUUAAUGCAUUUGCAACAUUUAGUAGUUAUUUAAUAUAAAGUACUGAUUGUGCCAUUUGUUUCUGUAUCUUGUAGAAUAAAAAGGGGAUGUUGGCAGCUGAGCAGGAA